AUGUCUUCAAAUAAGGCAAGGUCUGGCACCCCUUUCAAUUACAAAUCCUUUUCAAGCGAGUCUGAUGGCAUCCCUUAUGAAUUCGAUCACCCCUCAGAUUCAAUAGGAAGAUACUCCAAUCAACCCAUACCUCUUAAUCUGCUUCCGUUAUCGCCGAAUUUUGUGCCGAAUUAUGAUUCCAAAUCUGUUGAUUCCUACGGAGAGUUGCUCGCUCCCUAUGCAAAGGGAUACGAGCACAUCGUCGACGAGAAUUUCGCAGAACCGAACCAUUACGAGCGACAAUCAACAAACUUCAUCAAAGGCGGCGGAUCAAAUUACGAAGACGGCGUAAGGGCAAGCAACGGCGAAAAAGGCACAAAAGGAUAUUCGAAUCGAGACGAAUUUGCGAAAGGCCUGAAGGGCCGACACCAGAACGACCAAAGAAAAGGUUUUUAUGACGUUCUCGGCGGAGAUAAACGCGGUCACCAGGAACAGGAAGGGCACUACUCCACUAAGCAUCACUCAACUAAGGGCAAUAAGGGCGGAUCCUUUUCCGAAGAGAGCAGUCACGAUAAAGGGUCGAAAACAACUGGAUAUCAUAAAGUUUACCAUAAGGAUGAAUACAAAAAGGAUAAGAGUUUCUAUGAUAAGCAGGAUAAAAAGGGACACUUCAACAGAUACGGAAACUUUAACGCCAAAGCUGGAUCUGACGCCGGAAUUGUUAUCAACGGCAAAUCUGUGGAUGCUGGAUUUAGACAAGGAGAAUUCGGUGCGAAAGGACUUAGCGAAAAAGGCCGUUUCCUUGACGAAGCUAGUGGUUAUAGAGGUGCUAAAGGUGAUGCUAGUCAUUACAGAAAUGACGCUGCAUAUGCCAACAAAGCCGGAAAGUCACGUGGCAGUGAAGGAGGUUACAGCGAGACUAAAGCGGAUUAUGCACAAGAUAAAUAA
This is a messenger RNA of Diabrotica balteata, 927 nucleotides long. Lineage: Eukaryota; Metazoa; Arthropoda; Insecta; Coleoptera; Chrysomelidae. The record is from the annotation of a GenBank genome assembly.